AAUAAAUAAUAUUACAAAAUCAAGAAACAACAUAAUUCAGAAUAUUAAAAUAACAAAAGAAAAGAAAGAAAGAGAGACAGGCUUAAUCAAAAGCACCAACCAAAGUUACCAACUACAUCACAGACAAAAACCAAAGAGAAGAGAAGAAAGAAAGAAACAACAAUGGCCAUGGAAGAGAAAAACAAGAAAAUCAAGAAGAUCAAGAAGAUCAAGAAGAAGAAAGAUACCAAAUCCUCGCCGGACAUCUCCUUCAAACCUUCCUCCGCCGUCAAAGGCCUCAAAUUCGGCGGCCAGGUAAUCGUCAAAUCAUUCACAAUCCGGCGAGCAAGAACACUCGAGCUCCUCAAACUCCUCUCCCUCCCUUCUUCAUCAUCACCAUCUCCGCCGCUUCUUUCCAUGGCGGCGUAUCUUCCGACCAACUUCACAAUCUUAGCUCACCAAGCAUGGCACACGCUCACCCUCGGGCUAGGAACGAGGAAGUCCAAAGUGAUAGUCUUCGUGUUCGAAACGGAGGCGAUGAAGACGGCGGUCACGGCGGCGGAGGGAGGACUCUGGCCGUCGGAGAUUCCGCUCGGUGAAGUGAACAAGAAGAUGAUCAGAAAGUUAAAGAGCUGGGAGAUGGCGAGGUUCAAGUUCAGGAAAGGGUGCAUCACGUUCUACGUAUACGCUGUGAGAAACGCCGGAGGCGAGGGGUUUGCGGCGGCGGAAGACUUAAAGGUAAUCUUACAGGCGGUGGUGGCUUUGAAAGACUUCAUGGAUCAUACGGCGAUGCUUGUAAUGCCCCACCAGAAAGCUAUUAAUUACGCUUCUUGCCCUCCUUUUGCUAUGGCUCACUAGAGUGGCCAUCUUUUUUUUUUCUUUUUUUUUUCCUUUUUACUCAUAUAAAAAUAGUUCCGUUUAUUUUUAUUUUUUGUGGUAAAGUUUGAUUCAUUGUUCACUACAAAAAAAGAGUUGAGUUAAAUCACUUAAAUUGAAUCACAAAACUAAGUGAUUUUAUUUUAAAUUACUUAUUUACAAAUGAUACUAAUAUAAAUAAUCUAACAUCAGUUAAAUUAAAUGAUGUUAUAUUAAUUGAUUUGGCAUCAGUUAAACAAAGUGAUAUGAUUUUUGUAUCACUUGAACCUAAACGAUACGAUUAUAUUUAUUUAUAUCAAUUAAAUAAUUGAUGUAAUGAUUUUUUUGUUAACAUCACUUAGUAAAUUGAUAUAAUAUUUACAUCAAUAAGAAACUGACGCUAACAAAAAAAAUUCUCACUGCAUUUUCUUUUGACAUCAGUUUAAUUAAAAUGAUGUUAUUUUAUUUAAAUUUGCAUCACUUAAAACCUUUUUCUGAUACAAAACUUGAAAAAACCUUGAUAAUAAAAGCUCUUUUCAAAAAAAAAAUAAAGAACCUAGAUAAUAAAAAAACGUGAUGCAGUUGAGAUCUAGUGGGUUUAAUAUUUUUCUCUUAUGGCUGCAAUUUAAUUGGAUUUUGUUUUAACUGUUUCAUCUAAAAAAAGCAUAUUCUUUUUAAUCAAAACCUAGAUCCUAUUUAGCAGUUCCUCUCUUCUCUAAUGCUUGAACUUUCUUAACAGUUUAAUUGUUCUAUCUGUUUCUUUUAUACGAGCCAAGAGAUAGAAGCCAGUCGUGAAGUGAACCAUUAUUUUCUUAUAUGAUGAUGACCACGAAUUUGGUUGGAAAUCUGAGAAGAUUUUACUAAAGAGAUGAUUAUCAAUCUUAUUUUAUAUCUCCGGAGCAAGAGACUUGAUCGUAUGAUUACAUAAUUUGUCAUUGAGUACCAAAGGCAUGAAUCAUUGAAAGAGGAAACUAGUUCUAGUCUAGUGAUGACGGAUUCUCCAAUCUUAUUAACAUCACUCAAACGAUUAUAUGCUACUAAUGGAGAUCGAAGAUGAAAAAGAGAUGAAGAUGACAAAAUGUCGAUUGAAGAACUCAUGUGGGGAAUUCACUUAGCUUCUCUUUGUUCAUUUUUUCUGAGAUUUUUUUUGUAAAGCUUUUAUUUUAUUUUUUCCUUUCUCAUACCUGUGUGUACAAACAAAUUAUAAAUGGAAAAAUAUUUUGU
Molecule: messenger RNA, 2058 nt
Organism: Raphanus sativus (radish)
Lineage: Eukaryota; Viridiplantae; Streptophyta; Magnoliopsida; Brassicales; Brassicaceae
Exons: 2
Coding region: 163-837 (224 amino acids)
Source: RefSeq, a predicted model, not a curated record